AAUCAGCCAAGCAGGGUAGUCACUCCAGAUGGAAAGCAAGAUGGCGUCCGAAAAGGCGCGAAGCGACCGCUGGGGCAGUAUUUUGCGCCAGAUAGCGUUCGGCCUCCUCGUCGGCGCCUCCAAGUUCGACGUGGGAAUGGUGAUUGGCUGGUCGGCCAUCUUGCCCAAAAUGCAGGUCGGCAACAGCACGGCUUUCGCGAUAGGGGAGACGGACGUCACGUGGCUGGUGGCCUCGCCCAGCGUCGCAGGCUUGGUGGUGACGCUAUUUACAGGUCCGCUCAUGGAGGUCAUAGGACCCGCUCGCCUGCUCUUCGUCCUGUACCUCCCCAUCGCCCUUCUGUGGCUCCUGCAGGCGUUCACGCCCUACCUCUCCGUCCUGUACUUGGCCCGGUACUUGGCCAGCGGCAUUUACAUGGUCCUCGGGCCUCUGCCGGCCACGCUGAUCUCCGAACUGAGCCAGCCCAGACUCCGCGGUUUCCUGCUGGGGUUCGAGGAGGUUCUGGUGGCCCUCGGGCAGAUGGCGGUGUACGUGAUGGCCGACCUGCUGCCCUGGGCGCUCGCCACGGCACUCUGCUCGGCGCCCUUCUUCGUGCUCUUCGCCUGCGCUUACUUCCUGCCGGAGUCCCCUUAUUGGCUGGUCCGCAAAGGGCGCGAGGAGGACGCCGCGAAGGCCCUCAGGAGGCUUCGAGGACGAGGCGCGAGCGUCGAGGAGGAGCUCAGCCAGAUCGUCUCGGGGAUUAAGGAGAGACAGCAGGCCACGAUAAAGGACCAGCUGAGGCAGUUCGCCCACGCUUACCACUACCGGCCCGUGAUCCUGCUGGCGUCCGUGUUCACCCUUAGGGAGCUGGGCGGCCAGUACGUGCUGUUCGCGUAUACGGUGUACUUGUUCCGUCAGGCGGGCGUGCACCUCGACGCCUUCCUGUGCACGAUCCUGGUGGGCGUGAUGCGCGUCGUGUUCACCUCCCUCGGGUGCGGCGUCGUGGACCGCGUGGGGCGUCGGCCGCUCAUCAUCACGACGGCGCUGGUGUGCGGCGUCGCUGAGGCCGUCGGGGCUCUGUUCCUGUUGGUGGACGUCCCCGGGGCCUCGUGGGUGCCCCUGGCCGCCGUCCUGCUCUUCGUCGCGUCCUAUGGCGUCGGCCUCGGCCCCAUCCCGUGGGCGCUGCUCGGGGAGCUCCUGCCGACGCCCGUCCGCUUCAUCGGGAGCUCCAUCUGCAUCUUCAGCUUCAGCCUGACGCAGUUCGUGGUCAGCUACCUGUUCCCGCUGCUCAUGGACCAGGCGGGCGUCGGGGGGGCCCUCCUGGUCUUCGCUGUGGCCCACGGCGCCCUCGGCCUCGUCCUCUGGGCCUUCCUCCCGGAGACGCGAGGCCAGACCCUCAGCGACCUCCAGGACUGCUUCACCCCCGGCAGGAAGGCGACGGAGCAGGUGCAGCUGCAGAACUAUAAAAAGGCUGUCGACAGCUGAUGGAUUCUCAUCAUGAUUUCCAUUCACGUGUUUGUGAAAAAAAAGCAAGAUGUAGAUUACCUAACUUUUUUUUUUUUUUUUUUUUUUUUUUUUUUUUUUUUUUUUUUUUUGAAACACGAGCGUUCGAGUUAGAUGCAUUUUUUAAACUUUUUUUUUCCCCGAAAACUUAUUUUACUCAUCAGUCGUGUCACAAGUCAACAGCUGAUGCGACUCCCCACUUUAGCAAUGAAUAUCUUGCAGAAAUACAGAUUCAACGAUAAAUUCAUCGUAACCAAGCAGACAAAAUUUUAUA
Molecule: messenger RNA, 1754 nt
Organism: Penaeus monodon (black tiger shrimp)
Lineage: Eukaryota; Metazoa; Arthropoda; Malacostraca; Decapoda; Penaeidae
Product: facilitated trehalose transporter Tret1-like
Exons: 6
Coding region: 29-1462 (477 amino acids)
Biological process (GO): transmembrane transport
Cellular component (GO): membrane
Molecular function (GO): transmembrane transporter activity
Source: RefSeq, a predicted model, not a curated record